AAGUGAGAUAACACACGGACUGGAAAUGGACCAGAUCCUUCCGGUGCUUUCCUUCUAUCAGCUGACGGCGUGUAUAAAUACAAUGCCCAGCUGACUCUAUGGUUAGUCUACUCUUACGCUGACACAUAUCUGGUCUCUGUGUCCUGUCGACGUCUUGUUUGAGUGUUUUUAUCCAGACUGUUCAUCGAGAGAUUUACCGUAUCCGUCAUUUCACAAGAACAUAAUUGAAACCUCCUCACAAAGAUUAUAAUGAAAUGAGUAAUUAAAACCAUCAAUAAAUGCAAUCACUGAACGCAUAGGAAGAAGAAGAAAACAGACAUCGCGAACCGGUAACCCCUUUGCGAUGUGGCGUCGCGGCCGGAACUCCGGGCCACUCGGCCUCCUCCUGUUGGCACUCGCGGCUCCUUCGGCGGCGUUCCUGGGUCGAGGGACACUGCUGGAGAGGGAGGGCGACAUCUUCGGAAUCUACUGCGAUGAGUUCGACAGAGGCACGCGCGUGUGGCACCACAGGGAGAUCACCAGGGAGGCAGUGAGGAGGGUCAUCGUGGAUCAUUUCAGAACGGUGCCUCCAGCCAAGGGGGUUUACAACCACCGCGACGGCAUGACGCUGGAAGAGGCCUACGCAGAGUACUUCGGCACCGAGUCCUCCCCGAAACCGUUCCUAUCGGCUGUAGCUUCGCUCGUGGACGCCGCCGCUGAAGCCGACGCGGGUUUCCUCGGCUCCGAUCCGAGGUACCAUUUCGGCGGCGAGAGGUUCUCCGAGUCUCAGCAGAUACUGACGGGGCGUUGGCCGCGGAUCGUAAAGGCAAUCCAGGCCGGCGACUACAGCGCCGCCAUCUAUAUGCUCGGCCUGUCCCUCAGUGCAAUACAGGACUUCUAUUCCUAUUCGAAUUGGGUCGAAUUGGGCAAUGAGGAGUUCAAUCCAGUUGUUGGAAUAUCCGGCCUCUCCCUGUCCGACGUGGCGGACCCGCAGGAGGGCACGUGCAAGGACUGCUCGACGGACGCCAGCGGGGUCGGCGCCUGUCCUGACAACCUUCUUCAGGACAUUCUCGACACUGGCAAGCUCACGUCCGGGUAUAAUGAUGGAGACGCUGUGGCAGGGAGGAGGGUGGAGAAGCCGAGGGGCAUUGCCAAAUGCAGCCACGGAGGUUCGAGGGACAAGUCAAGGAACACGGGGGCAAGAGGAGGUAUCAACAAAGAGCUCCCGACCGCCUGCUUCUCUCCUCAUCACCAGCUGCACGAGAAGGCGGCGCAGCAAGCCAUCCAGGCGACCGAGUACUACCUGACCCUAGUGCGCGGGGCAGUCGGCGAUGACCUCUUCGUCCGCUUCCUGGGCCUGUACCCGACGCCCGCGCUUGUCCUCGUCCUAGACACAACGGACUCCAUGGACAAGGAACUCGCGGCUCUCGUCCACACGGCCAGUCGCCUCGUCCAGCAGCACGCCAGCGCCACCUACCCGCCGGCCGAGUACCUCUUCGUGCCCUUCAACGACCCAACUUACGGCCCGGUAACGAGGUCGCAGAGGCCGGAUGAAAUCUACCAAGCGCUGACAGCUUUGCGUGCCGUGGGGGGAGGAGACGAGGCGGAGCUCAGCAUGUCCGCCCUCAGGCUGGCCCUGCACCACGCCCCGCCUCACGCCCAUGUCUUCCUCUUCACGGACGCUUCUGUCAAGGACCCCGAACUCUUUGACGCAGUGGUGGGCCUCGCGCACGCCAAGAGCAUAAAGGUGACGCCCGUGCUGACGAUGCCAAUCGACUACGGCGGGAUAAGCGGAAGGAUGCUUCUCCCUGAGAUCGAGGAGGAGGAGAAUGUAACGCUGAGUGAUGCUGCGGCCAAUGACAUCGCUACGGCGGAGGGCGAGAUGGAGGGAAAUGCUGUUAGCCAAAGAGGAGGUUUCGGAAGUAUAAGCAGGAGCAAGCGCGCUGCCCGCACGGCCCGCCCUCGUCGGCAGCUGCGGAGCUUCUCGAAGUACGCGGAGCUGGCCGAGCGGACCGGCAGCCAGGUGGUCGAGUCCCCCGGCGACCGCGUGGAGGAGACGGCCAGGAUCGUGGAAGGAGCCGCAAAGCAGGCAGUGUUGUGGAAGGACAUCGGCGUGACGUCACCACAACGAAUCAAGGUUCCCAUCGAUUCGCUAAUCAGUAGCUUCGAGGUGUCUGUAACCGGCCGCCUUUCUUCAGCAGUCCUCACGUCACCUUCUGGUUCAAGAUUUGACCUACUUGCACGAAAUAACAACGCUGGCCAAGGCUAUGCCGUGGUGGCUUUUACUCCAUACCUCGCACGGGUCCGUGUUGACAUGACUCAGCGUCCAAACGACGUGGGAGAAUGGACCCUGCAGUUUAACCCUUCAGAUGAGUCAUCGGUUGUUAUUUCAGGCCGCACGCCCAUGGACAUCAUGCCCACCUUCUAUACUCCUGACACCUUUGGCAGUCACCCUUCUUUGCAAAGGGUAGCUGGUCAGCCAAGUAGAAGUUCUGAUACCUAUCUGGACGUCGUUAUUACCGGCGUCGACACCUCAAACCUCCGUCGUGUGGACAGAGCGUACCUAAAGGACUCAACGGGAAGGGAGCUCCUCAACCUUGACUUCCCCAUCAAGAGCCCCAGGAGGAACACGUAUCUGAAGUUUCCUUCCCGAAAUCUUCAAGCUGGAAGGUUUACGGUGGUUGUCAUGGGCGUCGACGGCAGUGGACGUCCCUUCCGACGCGAGAGUGGGGCGCAGUGGGACCUAGUGGAUUCCUUGUUGGGCUUUCCCUUGGGGCGAGAAGUCUGGGGAUCCCCCGGGGAUAACCUCAAGAUACCUGUCGUCAUUACGAACACGAAUGCUGAUAAUAUCGCACAGAGCACCUACUUUAUCAGUGCUUAUGAUGCUUUAGGCUCCACAGUGUCUCUUGACCAAAAGAGAGUGACACUGGGAAGGGACGAGUCCGUGGUUCUGACAGUGACAAUGGUCAUGGCUUCCUCAGCUCUUCCGUACACGACCAACACCCUGAUCGUCACAGCCAUCUCCAACCGGGGCGACACUUCCCAUAUUCAGGCACAUCUCUCUGUUGUCCCGAAGGCCUUCCUUGCCGACACGACGCCACCGACGUGCCAAGUACUCAGCAAGACCCCGUGCACUGGCUACCUCACCCCAGAAACCUGCAAGCAACGGUACUGGCAGACGGACGUCAGGCUCUGGGACGCAAGAUCAGGAAUUUUCCAAGUGUCGACCAGCCCUCCUUCCGACAUCCCUGUCUUUGCCAGCGGGACCCACGAGCUUACCGUGACCUACGAAGCCCUCUGCUGCGAUCCGAUGGUGACUGUCAUUGCGUACGACGCGGCGGCCAACCUAGGAGUCUGUAACGUUGAUAACGGCAGUCUUGAAGUGGAGCCUCUCCUCAACACGGGCGAGAUCGCGGGCAUCGUCGUGGGCGCCGUGGUCCUCCUUCUGCUGCUCAUCCUCCUCGUGGUGGGUAUUGUCAUCCGCCGACGCCGCACGAGGACCGAGGACGUCACCCUCAGGAGGCGAGGGCCGCACAACUCCGACGAAUAGGGGCGACAGGAGCACCCGCGAGCUCGGACCUUUGGCGACGUGGUGGGGCCUUCGACGCCUCCGCCCGAGAGUUCGCGAGAGACGUCGUGGUCCUCGGAGUUCUCAGCGACGACAGCCUGGACUUCAUGGUCGGCUGAGGACCCUCCUUACGGGGCGCCAGAGUCUCCCCCGAGCAGUGCCUCCAGCUCGAGGUCUUCGGUUGACUUCGGUUUCUGGAGAGUGACGUUCCUGGGACCGCAGUCAAUCUUUACCGUCACUAGAAGCCAAAAGUGAAUCCAGACAAUCCAACGGCCUCUCUCUCUCUCUCUCUCUCUCGUUCUCGUCUUUCCAUUUGAUUAACUUACUCACAAAAAAAAUGUUCAUUUAAACAUGGAAAGAAUUGGCUUCCUUGGGUGCUCCUUCGUAAUUUCUCCAUGAGCUUCUCUGAGCUCAGAAGUUUGGUGCUUUAGUAUGUCGAUUUGCGAUUUUUGUAAAUAUAUUGGUUCUUUAAUCAAAUGAUUGCUUUCACUGCUUAAAUAUUCAUUUUCUGUUAAUUGGAUUUUACUUCAAAUAUCUUCAAAUAAUGAUUUGAAUAGUCGUGUUAUGUACUUUAUGUAGCUAGAUAUUUUUUUUCAAAUAUGAUUAUGCAAAAUUUACCAGGGUCAAUUAUCAUGUGAAAUGAGUUGUGUAUGUAUACAUACAUGCAUACAUAUAUACAUACAUACAUACGUACAUACAUACAUACAUAUAUACAUACAUACAUACAUACAUACAUACAUAUAUACAUGCAUACAUACAUACAUACAUACAUACAUACAUAUAU
Penaeus indicus is the source of this 4331-nucleotide messenger RNA. RefSeq names its product von Willebrand factor A domain-containing protein 7-like. The record is from RefSeq and is a predicted model, not a curated record. The transcript is spliced from 19 exons. The coding region runs from base 344 to 3529 and encodes 1061 amino acids. Lineage: Eukaryota; Metazoa; Arthropoda; Malacostraca; Decapoda; Penaeidae.